CCGGCCGGGCGGUGUGCACCGGGGAAGGGAGGUGCAGAGUCGCUGAACUCACGGGCAGCGGUGGACCGUCCGAAGGCUGCGGGAUGCGAGCGGAGGACAAGGGCGUGCUCGGGGGCGGCGGCGGCAGCGACGCGGGACUGGCGGGCGCCGCGGCGCGGGGGCAGGUGGAGAAGGUGCGGCAGCUCCUGGAAGCCGGCGCCGACCCCAACCGAGUCAACUGCUACGGGAGGCGCCCGAUCCAGGUCAUGAUGAUGGGCAACACCCGCGUGGCCGAGUUGCUGCUGCUCCACGGGGCCGAGGCCAACUGCGCCGACCCUACCACCCUCACCCGGCCCGUGCACGACGCGGCCCGGGAGGGCUUUCUGGACACGCUGGUGAUGCUGCACCGGGCCGGGGCGCGGCUGGACGUGCGCGACGCCUGGGGCCGGCUGCCCGUGGACCUGGCUGAGGAGCGGGGCCACUGGGAGGUGGCGCGCUACCUGCGCGCGGCCGCGGGGGAUUGAUGGCAAGUCCCCCCUCCCGCCC
Messenger RNA from Dipodomys ordii (Ord's kangaroo rat), 525 nucleotides. Its product is annotated as cyclin-dependent kinase 4 inhibitor B-like. The transcript is spliced from 2 exons. Gene Ontology annotation, biological process: regulation of cyclin-dependent protein serine/threonine kinase activity; negative regulation of cell population proliferation. Bases 84 to 503 code for a protein of 139 amino acids. The record is from RefSeq and is a predicted model, not a curated record. Gene Ontology annotation, molecular function: cyclin-dependent protein serine/threonine kinase inhibitor activity; protein kinase binding. NCBI's taxonomy places the organism in Eukaryota, Metazoa, Chordata, Mammalia, Rodentia, Heteromyidae. Gene Ontology annotation, cellular component: nucleus.